This is a messenger RNA of Gadus chalcogrammus (walleye pollock), 1104 nucleotides long. Its product is annotated as protein SET-like. Gene Ontology annotation, molecular function: chromatin binding; histone binding. Gene Ontology annotation, cellular component: chromatin; nucleus. Bases 207 to 1004 code for a protein of 265 amino acids. The transcript is spliced from 8 exons. Gene Ontology annotation, biological process: nucleosome assembly. The record is from RefSeq and is a predicted model, not a curated record. NCBI's taxonomy places the organism in Eukaryota, Metazoa, Chordata, Actinopteri, Gadiformes, Gadidae.
CGGUAAUGCACCGUGAAGUCAUUGCGGAGCGACCAGAAAAAGGCUAGAAUAGAAGCGUGUGUGUUCUGUGCAAGAACCUCCCGUCGUCCACAUUGUGGGGAUACAUGGUGGGCAGCACUCCGUGCAACUAACUUCUGGCGCCUAAUAUACUUUGUAACUAUACUUUCGACAAUUCAAUCGGACACUGAGACAUUGGGUAAAACACAAUGUCGGCGUCCACGGCGAAAGUGAGUAAGAAGGAGAACUCCAACCAUGAUGGAGAGAAGGAGACUUCUGAAAAAGAUCAACAGGAAGCCAUCGAACACAUUGAUGAAGUACAGAAUGAAAUUGAUAGACUAAAUGAGCAGGCCAGUGAAGAAAUUCUAAAAGUUGAGCAGAAGUACAACAAACUACGCCAGCCAUUCUAUCAGAAGAGAUCGGCGCUCAUUGCUAAAAUUCCUAACUUUUGGGUCACAACAUUUGUCCACCAUCCACAAGUUGCCGCUAUUCUGGGAGAGGAGGAUGAGGAAGCCCUUCAGUACUUGAAGAGGGUGGAGGUCGCAGAGUUUGAAGAUAUCAAGUCGGGAUACAGAAUUGAUUUUUAUUUUGGCGAGAAUCCUUACUUCGAGAACAAAGUCCUCUCCAAAGAGUUCCACCUGAACGAGACCGGAGAUCCCGUCUCCAAGUCGAGUGAAAUCAAAUGGAAACCUGGGGAGGACCUGACCAAACGCACAGUGCCUCAAAUCAAAGUAGGCAAGAAGAGGCGUUUUGAGGACACAGAGACAUUCUUCACAUGGUUCACGGACCAGACUGACUCUGGGGCCGAUGAGGUGGGAGAGGUCAUGAAGGACGACAUCUGGCCCAACCCCUUACAGUACUACCUGGUUCCUGACAUGGACGAGGAUGACGAUGAUGAUGAAGAUGGGGAAGAGGAUGAUGCCCUAGAAGAUAUUGAUGAGGAAGACGAAGAUGAUGAUGAUGACGAUGAUGAGGACGAAGAAGAUGGCGAGGAUAAUGGCAACUAAGCUUCAGAAGAAUAUGCCUACCACUCAUCGUUCUCGACCCUAGGAAGCAACUCGCUUUGUGUGUUUUUCAAGUUUCCCACUCCUUUUUUUUUUUUUUUUU